Puntigrus tetrazona (Sumatra barb) is the source of this 6759-nucleotide messenger RNA. It is a transcript of the gene nrcama, whose product is annotated as neuronal cell adhesion molecule a. Gene Ontology annotation, molecular function: protein binding. The transcript has 33 exons. Gene Ontology annotation, cellular component: axon; plasma membrane. NCBI's taxonomy places the organism in Eukaryota, Metazoa, Chordata, Actinopteri, Cypriniformes, Cyprinidae. Bases 363 to 4331 code for a protein of 1322 amino acids. The record is from RefSeq and is a predicted model, not a curated record. Gene Ontology annotation, biological process: axon guidance; cell-cell adhesion.
GAUUAGUGUCGCGUCGCUGCAGCUGCGCCUGCACUGAGCGUGCGCGGGACGGCGCUGCGCGUUUGACAGCGGCGAGAGAAAGGGGAAAGCUGCGGCGCGCGCCGACAAACAACACGCCAGAACGCACAGCCGUCCCAUGAAACCGGACAGCUCGAGGAUUCAUCACUGGAAUCGCUUCCACGCUAUUCUGAGCUGCUGACGUCUGGUCGGAACCGGAGGAUCCGCUCUUUCAUACAGUCCAAACAGUCUUGCUGGCUAAUCGUGGAUGCCCCUGUGUGUUUGAAUGGUCACAUUGAGUGCGAAUCACAAGGCCCAGUUGCUUUGACCUGGAGGGGAAGGAUUUUCAUGUAACGCACCCUGCCAUGGACAGGAAGAGGAGUUGCACGCUCUGUGGAGGAGCUGUGAUCAUGCUGCUGCUGUUGGGUCACAUGACCAGAGCAUUAGAAGUGCCUCUAGACCCUAAAGUUCUGGAGGGAUUGCCUCAGCCUCCCACAAUAACUCAUCAGUCCCCUAAGGAUUACAUCAUCGACCCUCGGGAGAACAUCAUUAUCCACUGUGAGGCGAAAGGAAAGCCUCAUCCCAGCUUUUCGUGGACACGUAAUGGAACUCAUUUCGAUGUGGAAAAGGAUUCCAAAGUUAUCAUGAAGCCCAACUCCGGCACUCUGGUCAUUGACAUCAGUGGAGAGAAGGCAGAGGCGUACGAGGGAGUUUACCAGUGCAUCGCUCGCAACGAUCACGGCUCUGCCAUGACCAAUAACAUUGUCAUCCGUCAGUCAAGGUCCCCCUUGUGGUCAAAGGAGAAAAUUGAACCAAUCACGGUGCAGAGGGGAAUGUCUUUAGUGCUGCAGUGCAGACCCCCAGCUGGCCUGCCUCCUCCAAUCAUCUUCUGGAUGGAUAACAAUUUUCAGAGACUUCCCCAAAAUAGUCGUGUAUCCCAGGCUUUAAACGGAGACCUGUAUUUCUCCAAUGUGCUCAUGGAAGACACCAGGAAUGACUACAUCUGCUACGCCCGCUUCCCACACACUCAGACUAUCCAACAGAAACAGCCCAUCACCGUCAACGUGCUGGACAUUGAAGCUAUGAAUGACACUGUGUUGGCAGCUUUUUUGAAUGGCUCAGAUUUUUGGGGUGAUAGUCCAUCUGGGGAGAGAGCGCCCACUUUCAUGAACCCACCAGGAACUCACAGCACCACCAUGGUCCUCAAAGGAGACACUCUGCAGCUGGAAUGUAUCGCUGAUGGCCUUCCGACGCCAGAUAUCUCCUGGAGCAAGGUGAACGGGGACCUGCCAAGCAGCCGUUUUUCAUUUCACAGUUUCCAGAAAACUCUGAAGAUAACGGAGGUGACAGAAGCGGAUGGGGGAGAUUACCUCUGUUUAGCCAAGAAUCGCCUGGGGAGCAACCAACACAUCAUCACUGUGGUGGUCAGAGCGGCUCCCUUUUGGAUCAGUGCCCCUCAGAACCUCAUCCUGGCCCCAAAAGAAUCAGGAAUGCUCACCUGCCGGGCAGAAGGCAACCCUAAACCCACGGUCACAUGGUCUGUCAACGGAAUUCCCAUUGAAAACUCACAUAAGGACCCCAGCCGGAAAGUUGAAAAUGGCAAUAUCAUCCUCAGUGAUGUUCAGACGGGCUCAAGCUCUGUUUAUCAAUGCAAUGCCUCCAAUGAGUACGGUUACCUGCUGGCCAAUGCCUUUGUCAGUGUUUUGGCGGAGCCUCCAAGGGUGCUGACUCCUCCAAAUCACGUGUACUCAGUAGUCACUAACAGCAGGGCUCUGUUAGACUGCGCUUCGUUUGGUUCACCACUUCCAAAAAUCACAUGGUUUAAAGUCAAUCAGAGCAUAGUGGACAGCGACUCGUUUAUCAUUCAUAAAAACAAUACUUUAGAGAUCAACGUGGCUCGGCCACUGAACAGCGGCAAAUACACCUGCAUUGCCUCGAACAGUCUUGGAAACAAAGAAAAUCAUGUCUACCUGGAAGUGAAAGAGGCUACACGGAUCAUCAGACAGCCCGAGUAUAAAGUAGUUCAGAGAAACAGCAUGGCUGUGUUUGAGUGUAAGGUCAAACAUGACGAAUCUCUCUUUCCCUCCAUGAUAUGGCUCAAAGACAAUAUGGAGCUUCCCGACGACACACGAUUUGAGGUGGGCUCUGAUAGUCUGACUAUACAUGAUGUGAGAGAGGACGACGAGGGCAACUACACCUGCAUCAGAAACACCACCCUUGACCAAGAUUCAGCCAGCGCCAUGCUCACAGUAGUCGAGGCCACACCAACACCACCUAUAAUAAUGGAGCAACCAGACCCUCCCACAGACCUGGAGCUGACAGACCAAAGAGAGCGCAGUGUUCGGCUUACAUGGACCCCUGGUGAUGAAAACAAUAGUCCUAUUCAGUUGUUCCUGAUCCAAUAUGAAGACUCGCUCCACGAGCCUGGAGUAUGGGUCAAUAUGACUGAGGUUUCAGGAACCAGCACCACAGCACACCUGGAGCUUUCCCCGUAUGUGUAUUACUCCUUCAGGGUCUUGGCUCUCAAUGAAGUGGGUCUGAGUAAACCCAGCGCUUCAUCCAGACAGUACAGAACCAACCCUGCACGGCCUGACAUGAAUCCAGCAAACGUAGAAGUCAUAGGAACGUCACCUGACAGUAUGACAAUAACUUGGAGGGAGCUUAGUGGGCUGGAGUCGAACGGUCCAGGCCUACAGUACAAGGUGAGCUGGAGACACAAAGAUCUGGAUCAGCAAUGGACCUCACUCACGCUGGCCAAUGUCUCGCAAUAUGUGGUGCCAGGGACGCCCACUUUUGCACCCUAUGAAGUCACCGUGCAGGCGGUCAAUGACUACGGCUCUGGUCCCAGACCAGAAGUGGUGCUGGGCUACUCAGGAGAAGACUUACCAACUGUGGCCCCAGAGAACGUAAGAGUUUCGGCUCAGAAUGGGACAAUGGCUGAAGUGCUCUGGGACGCUGUUCCUCUUUCAACAGUUCGAGGGAGACUGAAUGGAUAUAAGGUGAGUUAUUGGAAGAUGAGAAGCCUGCACAAGGAAGACCUUGAUCCCGUGAAACCACAGGAGCUCAUCUUUCACGGGAGUGAGCCGGAGGGUCUUCUCAUCGACCUUCAUCCCUACAGCCAGUACACCCUCAACAUCAGAACCUUCAACGGCAAAGGAGACGGACCCGCCAGCUCCAAUCACAUAUUUGAAACACCAGAGGGAGUUCCUGGGCCUCCUGCAGAUAUAAAAAUCCAAAAUCUGAACCUGGACUCAUUGGUUGUGAACUGGGUGCCGCCUGUAGAAUAUAACGGUCACUUGACAGGAUACUUGCUCAAAUACCAGCCUAUCAAUACAACUGAUGAACUCGGGCCGCUCAAAGAGCUGCUUCUACCAGCCAACGAGACCAGCGUCACUCUGGAAAACCUCAAGCACAGCACUCACUACAAGUUCUAUUUGAACGCCAUGACCAUCAAGGGCUCUGGCCCCACUGUCACAAAAGAGGGCUUCACAAUGGUGGACGAAGCAUUAAUUCGGCAUCCCGCAGUAGAGGCGGGUAAAGGCUCAGCCCCCCCUUCACCACCACCAACCCCCCCUGUCACUCAAUCUUUGCAGCCCCCGUUUCACAAGGCGCCUCCUGCUGGUCGGAUGUUUGGGAGCGUGAACUCCUCUGUGGAGGAGGACCGGGCUGUGAUAAGCUGGGAAUACUUUGGGCCGGAUAGGAAUGUUUAUGUGGAAUAUGUUGUUGAUAACAGUAAAGAACCCUGGAAAACAGAGUUUGUAAAUGGCACUCGGACAUAUCAGAUUAAAGGACUAAAGCCGGGGGUGUCCUAUAGGGUUCGGGUGGUAGCCAAAGACCACUCGGACACUACGGUCCACAGUACAGAGGAGAUGUUGAUUACAGUUCCAGCCAUGACCAGCAAGCAGGUUGACAUAGCCACGCAGGGCUGGUUUAUCGGGCUGAUGUGUGCCAUUGCUUUGCUGAUCCUGGUGCUCCUCAUCGUUUGCUUUAUAAAGAGGAACAAAGGAGGCAAAUAUCCAGUAAAAGAAAAAGAAGAUGCCCAUCAAGACCCUGAAAUCCAGCCCAUGAAAGAAGAUGAUGGGACAUUCGGGGAGUACAGUGACACGGAGGAUCACAAGCCCUUGAAAGGCAGCCGGACCCCGUCCAAUGGGACGGUCAAGAAGGACGACAGUGACGACAGUCUGGUGGAUUACGGCGAGGGAGGAGACGGCCAGUUCAACGAGGACGGCUCGUUCAUCGGCCAGUACAGCGGGAAGAAGGAAAAAGACACGGCGGAGGGCAACGAGAGUUCGGAGGCUCCCUCUCCGGUCAACGCCAUGAACUCCUUUGUGUAACUGCCCCGGAAGCGCCUCGUGACCUUUGACCCAUCCAGCACCCCACCUCCUCGUCACACCAUCGUAUGGAGAACAGUCUCUAUUGCACUGUGACCCCCUAACAUCACAGCAAACUAAAUAAAACAAACGCCCCCCUAACGAAAGACCGCGAGAAGAGGGCCAGUCCAAGCUUCACCGCCAUUGGCCGGAAUGAAAGUCACAUGACAUUAAGUAUAUUAUCUCACAGCAAGCGUACAUAUAUAUUGAUAUAUGUGUAUAGGAGUAUAUAAAUUGACAUAUAUUUUAUUAACAUGGCCCGGUUUGCGGCAGAUGGCACUGUAUCGCACCAUCUCGUCCCUUGGACUCGCAUGGAAUCAGUAAUUGACGUCACAUCCUCAGCAAAUCAGCAUUAAGGUGCGGUCACAUUCGGCAAACUCUCGCUUUCACGUUAUGGUAGGAAUCGGUGCGAUUUUGCAUAAGUAAACAGGUCCAAGUGUUCACGGAUUCAAAGUGACUUCUGUGUGAACAGUGCCUCAUUCAUCGCUACCAUUACCUUUUUUUUUUUGUUGUUUUCGCUGACGCGCCGAUGUGACCGCACCUUUAGCCAGCGUCGUGGAGACCGUGAAACUCGUCUGACUUUAUGAUACUCACUUUUGCUUCACAGCUAACGCCCGUUGCGUUCCGUCGUCAGUGUUCAAAUCGGUAUAAUGCACAUUUCAGGCACCAAUGUUCUUCGUGGGCAUUGUCGUGGAGUACGUGAUACGUGUAAAAGCUGUUCUUAGGCGUCAGAGGUUUUGAAUAUACAGAUAAAAAAAAAUCCACAGAAUUUUAAAAACUGGUUAUCAGGGAUGUGAGGUAGCAUGUUUUUCACACACACAAGCACUCUACACAGCUUUUAUCCUUCUCUUGUUGUUCAUUUUGCGCCCUGUGUUUCUCCUAUUUAUUUGACGACUGCAUUUUUCAAUGUUUUUCCCUGAAGAAAAGUCAUCGAUAGACUAGUUAAGGCUCACUUCAUCCAGGACUGUUAUUGUGAAGGAAACCCCCCCCCAGUCAGCCAUGUAGCCACUCGUGAGCCCACUUUGGGCGCCAGAAUUCACUCUGCUCUUGGUUGUACAGUACGGGAUGCAUCGAAGGCCCCUCAGCACGGUUCCUUAGUGCCUUGGUAGAAAACAUUACUCUGUACUCAAAAAGAAAGAUUCCCUUUCAUCGCUUUGAGCGCAGCCCUCUUUUAUAUCAGUACUGCAAGCGGUAACGAAGUCCUGGGCUGAGCGAAGACCGCAAGACUCAAGGAAAUGAUGUCACCUACACAGCCGCCACAGAAGUCACCUCAAAUUGGGGUGAGGGGCAUCUCAUUCCCCUUAUCAACAGCUAAAAAUACUGCCACUUCUCUGUAAAGAGCGAACUGCUGUUGAUCGGUCUGAUUCGACACCGCUCACAACGGCAAUGCGAACGAUCAAACUGUGGUAUUUGCAGUGGUACGCGAUACCAGUGGGCAGAAAUAUACACAUUCUCACAUAUAACCGUUUUUUAAGUCACGUUACUGCAUGUUACGAAGUAUUACGAGCUGUCGGGUGUGGUGAAAUCAGGGCUUCACUAAACACACAGUCGACGGUGGUGCUGUCGUCGAAUACGGCUCGAGCGCGUGCGGUUUAUGCAGGCGUGCAUGAAUAUGUGCGUGCGUUCAGAAUGGAUGUGCGCGAACGCGUGUUUGUGUCUGUAUAUACGGGGCGAGCCUUUUUCGUUCGUUCGUUUGUUUGUUUUUGGCAAGGCCCUAGAUUUUCAUGAUUUAGCUUGUCAUAACUUGCAUCAAGUUUUUUAGUUCGGAAUUGUCUGCUUUUUAAUGUAUAGAUCUGGCGUUUGCUUUGUAAAUAUAUCUAGCCGAAAUUUUGACGUUAAAGGCGGAAAAAGCUGCUGAGAUGGCCCUUGAGCGUGUCCCAGAGUGCUCUAAGGAACUGUCCCGGCAAUCCGUGUACUGUAAGUCACUUCAGAUGAAAAAAAGUGACGACAGCCCUAUUUUCUGAGCCCAACCGAUGACUGAGCAGGCGUAAGGUUGCGCUGCAGAAAACCGCACAGUGUUCCACCUGAAUUCACACACACAUCAGCUCUCACUCUUUUAAAGGCACUGUUGUUUUCUUUUCUAUUUGGCCAGGUGGUUUGGCUUUUUUUCUUUUUUUUUUUCUCCAGGAAAAAUAAAGAAAACGGACGCAUCCCCAGAGAAGGAGGCCGGAUCGCACUGCUGUGGGUGCAGAAGCUUUUUGAUGUGUUUUUGUCAGAGGGGGCAAAGACGAAUGAAACGUAGUGUGUGAAAUAAUAUUCUGGUUAAUGUUAAAGCUACAUGAAAAUAAAGCAUGAAAGGCUGUGAAAUGGUUUACUCUAUAAUAUAAUCGCAAAAAAAUAUUUUGUAUAUAAAAGGAUUAAAAUAAAUGUUGGUUUCCGGAUUUCACUACCA